AUGGGUGCAUUCUCUCGUGUGCUGGAACCAGGUCUAGCCAUACUCGUACCCUUUCUCGACUCUAUUCGAUACGUAAAGUCCCUGAAAGAAGUCGCUAUUGAAAUACCUUCUCAGAGUGCCAUCACUCAAGACAACGUGACACUUGAACUUGAUGGUGUGCUCUACUACAAGAUUAUAGAUCCGUAUCGUGCCUCUUACGGCAUAGCAGACCACGAGUAUGCUAUCAGCCAACUCGCACAGACUACCAUGAGAGCUGAAAUCGGUCAAAUGAAACUGGAUCAAACACUCGCUGAACGUACCCAGCUGAACGCUAAUAUCGUCCAUGCUCUUAAUUCAGCUGCUGCAGACUGGGGCGUCAAGUGUUUGAGGUAUGAAAUUCGAGAUAUCCAUCCUCCUGAGAAUGUGGUGGCUGCCAUGCACCAGCAGGUGUCAGCUGAACGAAGGAAGCGUGCAGAAAUUCUAGAAUCUGAAGGACAGCGUCAAUCUGCAAUUAAUGUUGCAGAGGGUCGAAAGCAAUCAGCAAUCCUUGAUUCUGAAGCUAUAAAAGCCAAACAAACGAAUGAGGCUAGUGGUGAAGCAGAUGCGAUAAUGCUACGUGCAAAUGCUACUGCUCAAUCCAUAACACGAAUCGCACAAGCCAUACAAGAAUCUGGAGAAAGUGGACGUGAUGCUGUUAGUUUGUCUGUAGCAAGUCAGUAUGUGGAGGCUCUAUCUAAAAUAGGUAAAGAAGGGACGACUGUCGUGGUGCCCGCAAACUUGGCGGAUGCCAGCGCCAUGGUGACGUCUGCAUUGAAGAUGUUUGAGAAUGUUCGUAAUGUUAAACGCAUUCCACCGCCGACUGAAAUGUAA
Synchytrium microbalum is the source of this 849-nucleotide messenger RNA. RefSeq lists its product as uncharacterized. The transcript is spliced from 5 exons. Lineage: Eukaryota; Fungi; Chytridiomycota; Chytridiomycetes; Synchytriales; Synchytriaceae. Gene Ontology annotation, cellular component: membrane. The record is from RefSeq and is a predicted model, not a curated record. Bases 1 to 849 code for a protein of 282 amino acids.